AUCCAAUUAAACUUAUACAAAUAAACGUAAAACAGCAAAUAGUUUCACGUACUAACAAAAUAACUAAGUCAAAACUAACGACAAAUUAAAGGCUUUCACAAUUUUUUAUUUAGCAAUUGUGUUGAAGUAGCGAUCUCUUAGUACGGCGUUAAAGCCCCUUUCGACCAUUGAUACGGCGUCCGUGAGGGAGGAACGGAGGCUGUUCGCGUGGUCUAUUACAUUGUCGACCGUCAAAGGCGACGCGCGUUUAUUCGCGACUACUCUAAUACAAAAUAACUUGUAAUAUAAUCGGAAUUUUCUAAGUUAAAGUGUAUAUCAAAAUAUAAGAGGCAUUUCCAUUGUGUAGUGCAUUAGAUGACAGUUGCGGGAAGUGUCGACCAGUGCAUCGGUUAGUGAAAAAUGGUGCUAAAUACGAGAUUGAUCGUAACUUGCUGCGUGCUUCUUUGUAUAAGACAAAUCAACACAUCGCCAUACGCAGAGGGGUCGUCUGAGUCAUCCGAGGCGUCUACUGAGGCGCAUCUCGUGUCGGCGUCGGCGGAGCUUCACGAAGGCUCCGGAGAUGAUCCGCCUGGGAUAGGUGUCACCUCAUCAAUAAAGAACGAGACGAGAGAAGCUCUUAAAUCAGACGGCAGUGAACAAGAUCCGGUGGUGUUUGUAUCAGAGAAGAACAGCUACAUACCAGUGAGCAUAAAGCCGCGGUCUCCAGCGAGCGAGGUGGCGUGGCGAGAGCCGCCUGCCUGGGAGCGAGAGUACCGUCGUCAACGCACCAACGGCAGCAGAGUGCAAUAUAUCGAAGCGGAAUGUCAGGAUGACUUUAUGAAGAUCAAAGUCGGUUUCAACGGAUCCUUUAGCGGACUUGUUUACUCAGCAGGGUAUUCAUAUGACCCGGAUUGUAUGUACAUCAAUGGUUCUGGACGAGAAUACUACGAGUUCUACAUACAACUGAACCGUUGUGGUACUCUCGGGAGAAACGGACAGCAUGAAGACACGAAGAAACAUCCCACUAAGAACUUGAUGUGGAACACGAUCACGGUGCAGUACAAUCCGCUGAUAGAGGAAGACCUUGACGAGCACUUCAAGGUCACCUGCGAGUACGGAUACGACUUCUGGAAGACAGUCACCUUCCCAUUUCUUGAAGUAGAGGUGGCGACAGGCAACCCAGUAGUGUUCACACUACAGCCGCCAGAGUGCUACAUGGAGAUCCGCGGCGGGUACAGCGCGACCGGCGCGCGGAUAGCCGGCCCCGUGCGCGUCGGCGACCCCCUCACACUGCUCAUAUACAUGCGCAGUUCAUAUGACGGAUUCGACAUUGUAGUGAACGACUGUUUCGCACAUAACGGCGCGGGCAAGCGUAUACAAUUAAUAGACGAGUCCGGAUGUCCAGUGGAAGAAAAGCUGAUCUCACGUUUCCGAGGCUCGUGGUCUGAGUCAGGUGUGUACGAGACGCAGGUUUACGCUUACAUGAAGACCUUCCGGUUUACCGGCUCCCCAGCGCUCUACAUCGAGUGUGACGUCAGAAUGUGCCAUGGACGGUGUCCUUCGCAACCGUGCCACUGGCGUAACAUGAAGAGUGUACGGCGGCGUUCGGUCGCAGGGCGCGAGGGCGCUGCGGGGGUGGAGGGGCAGGAGGGGGCGGCGCCGCGACUCUCAGAGAACAUCUCCCUGUUCCAAUCACUGCGAGUCCUGCAGGAGGACGAGGAAGAUGCCGAAAUGGCUCCCAGCACAGCUUCUACUGAUGGUCAGACUUGCAUCAGAUCGUCAGCGUUGUCCGCGUUGGUGGCGACGUGUGGCGCAUUGGUGGCGGCGCUGUGCGGCGCGCUGCUCGUACUGGCGCGCGGCCGCCGUCACACCGCGCCAACUGACACCGCACACGCAUACGUACCGCAUAAAGGACGGAUUAAAUAGAAAAUUGUGUACUGUGUGAUUGAGGACUUGGAACCGAUUAGUGCUAAAUAGUCCCAUAGUGAGACUUUGUAUGUAGUAUGGUAAGGUUUUACUGUAUGUAACCAUCGAAUUUCGAAUGGUGUGGUUGUAAUUUAUUUCCAUAGAUUUAAUAGUAAAUGAACUUCUUAAAUGAAAUUUAAGUAUGACACUAAGAUCAAGUUAAUAUUUCCCGCCAUAAAAUGUUUU
This is a messenger RNA of Papilio polytes (common Mormon), 2130 nucleotides long. RefSeq lists its product as uncharacterized. The record is from RefSeq and is a predicted model, not a curated record. The transcript is spliced from 13 exons. NCBI's taxonomy places the organism in Eukaryota, Metazoa, Arthropoda, Insecta, Lepidoptera, Papilionidae. Bases 400 to 1905 code for a protein of 501 amino acids.